GUGCUCCGUCAAAUAUGUUUCGAAACUUAUAAUAUUAACACUAAUAUUGAAAAGAUAUGGCAGCGUGAGGUUUCAAAAGUGUCAGAUUUAUAUUUGACGUUUUGCAUUGUAUUUAAUUUAGACGCUUUGUCGUAAAUUGUUUUUCUAAUGUACAUUGCUUCUCGAAAGUCUUUUUAACCAAAGAAGUUAUCUUCCUUAUAACUGGUUUAUUUUACUUGUGGAAAUGACAAUGGAUCUUGAGAAGAUUUGCCGAACUUGCUUGGGACUUAGUGGUCCCCUACUUUCCAUUUAUGAUGGUGGUGGGGGUGGAGGAUGCAUCGCCGACAUGUUGCGAGAUUUUACAAAAACCAAGCCCCGUCGAGAAGACAAACUGCCCGAAAAGGUUUGUUUGACUUGUAUAAGUGAGAUUAAUCGUUGCUAUUCCUUUAAAUUGAAAUGUGAGAAUUCAUGCAGAACACUGAGGCAACUGGUACCUGAUGCUCCUCCAGAAGAAACGGAGGAGGAGGUAUCAAAAAUAAAGGUGGUACAAGUAAAUAAGUUUGUACAAACUAUGAAGGAAAUACCGAAACAACUUACUACAGUACACACACAAACUAAAGAAAAUGUCGAGGUGUCGCUAACUAACCAGUAUGUGCAAACAACACCAACAUUAAAUAUAGCACAUGAUAAAUCAACAUCACCUAUAAUAGUGGAACAAAAUAGAACACUUAGAUAUGAUAAAAACAAAUUAGAAAAGGCUUUAGGAGUUGAAAUCGGUGAAGAAAUUGAAAUUGUUGAAAGUAGUAAGCUUCAACGACGAAAUAAUGUGCGCCACGCUUUAUCCUUCAAGCGAUGUCGAAUGGAUGAAAGCUACGAAGAUAUUGAAGAAGAUGGAACAGAAAUUAUUAUGGAAUUGCAUACAGAUGAGCCUGGAAUUGCCGAUAAUUCGGAAGGUAUAACAUUAUAUUCGGAAUUGCACACCGCCGUACAGGAAGAUACCAGCGAUAAUACAACCACCUAUUAUCAGCUAUCUAAUUCACAAUCUGAUAAUGAAAGUGAAAACAUUGCAGUAAAUAAUGAAAAUAUAAGGGAAACGAAGCAGGGUGAUGAAGUAUUUGAAGAGGACGGUGUAAUUGCUCGAUUUAUAUGUACCACAGAAGAAAAUGGAGCAUUAAUUCCAGUCGGAAAUGAGAAUUCGCAAUUCGAUGAUUACAACUUUACAAUUUUGAAAUGUGAUACUGGUGAAGCGGAAGUCAUAGCAAAGCGCACAGUUACAGUUCGUUCAUCAAAAGCUGAUAAUCGUGCGUUAAAAGAGGAGCUGAAGUGUAGUUACUGUUCGAUGACAUUUGUUAAUCCUAAACGUUUAACAAGACAUGAAUUGAAGCGACAUGCGAAUGAGCAAAUACGGAAAGAAAAUGAAUCGAGAUGUGAUCGGGAACAAAAUAACACAAAAGACACAGUAGAAAAAACCGAAAUAAGUGACGAUAAUGAAGAUAGCUCAACAAAUUUAAUCACAGCCGAUCCGACGCCUGUAAAAGCCACUACGUCGAACACGCCGCAGCCGAUUGUGCAGUUAACACAGCCGGCUAAAUUGACUCAUUUCUGUGAGACUUGUGGUGCCGGUUUUGCAUUAAGAAGAUCGCUGAUUCAUCACAAGAAACAAAAUCUUUGCAAUAAAACAACAUAUGAUUGCGACAAGUGUCAACGCGUUUUCAUAUCUGAAGAAACAUUGAAAGAACACAAGCUAACGCAUUUGCAAGAACACGAGUGCACCGAAUGUGUCAAGCUUUUCGCCACAAAUGAUGAACUUAGUAAACAUAUGGUCGAAGUACACAAACGUAAUUUACGCAAUCAAUGCCCCAUUUGUAAGAAAGUUUUUACCAUAUUGUCCGCUCUAAAGGAUCAUUUGCGCGUACAUAGCGGUGAGAAACCGUUUGUGUGUGACAUAUGCAACAAAGCAUUUAGCCAAAAGACGAAUCUAAAGCAACAUAUAAUGCGUCAUUCCAAGGAAAAGAAAUUCAAAUGCGACGAGUGUUUCAUGACUUUUGUCACUAAAGGAGAACUAUGCUCACAUAAGCGUACACACACCGGCGAACAUCCAUUCCGCUGCGACGAAUGUCUGGCUACAUUUACAAUAUCCAGUUCAUUGGUGAAACACAAGCGUAUACACACUGGCGAACGACCGUACGCAUGCGAUUUGUGCCCCAAACGUUUUACAUCAUCGUUCACUCUUAAAAAUCAUAGACGCAUUCAUACCGGUGAAAAACCGUUCAAAUGUCGCUGGUGUAGCAAAACAUUUACACAGAAACAGGAUUGCAUCAUACACCAUCGUACGCAUACUGGUGAACGAAAUCAUAUUUGUGUUUGUGGUGAGAAAUUUACACAUUUGGGUACAUUACGCACUCAUAUGAAAACACAUGAGGCGAACGAUGCUGAUGGUGUACCGAAAACUGCUGGCAGAGGUAAAAAGCUUACGACACGUAACAAGAGCAGUACUUCCAAAGGUGGAAGUCUGGAUGAAUCAGCAUUUAAUAUUACCAUAAUGGAUGUUGAUGAAGACGACGAGGAUAAUGCAAAUGACGAUGAAGAUAAAACUACAAUUGUAACGGUCGCCCGUGAGGAUAUGGAACGACUGGCAGCAGGUGGUACACUAAGACGUAGUCAAAGAGCUAAUCUCAAUGACGAAAAACUUAUGCAAAUAGCAAUAGAGAAAAUUUAACAAGACCAAAAAGAGAGUUUUGUUAAAAAUAUAAAUGAAAAGCCUUAUAUUGUUUGGACUUUUUAAAAUUUAAUACAAUAACUUGGUCAAUAAAAAUGUGUGUUUAAGUAUUUUAAUGCA
Zeugodacus cucurbitae (melon fly) is the source of this 2818-nucleotide messenger RNA. Its product is annotated as zinc finger protein 182. The record is from RefSeq and is a predicted model, not a curated record. The transcript has 4 exons. Gene Ontology annotation, molecular function: RNA polymerase II cis-regulatory region sequence-specific DNA binding; DNA-binding transcription factor activity; zinc ion binding. Gene Ontology annotation, biological process: regulation of transcription by RNA polymerase II. NCBI's taxonomy places the organism in Eukaryota, Metazoa, Arthropoda, Insecta, Diptera, Tephritidae. The coding region runs from base 224 to 2698 and encodes 824 amino acids. Gene Ontology annotation, cellular component: nucleus.